This is a messenger RNA of Patella vulgata (common limpet), 928 nucleotides long. Its product is annotated as phosducin-like protein 3. NCBI's taxonomy places the organism in Eukaryota, Metazoa, Mollusca, Gastropoda, Patellidae. The record is from RefSeq and is a predicted model, not a curated record. Gene Ontology annotation, biological process: protein folding. The coding region runs from base 161 to 880 and encodes 239 amino acids. The transcript has 6 exons. Gene Ontology annotation, cellular component: cytoplasm.
UUAAUUCAAAACGAGGCUGGGUGUUUUCUUAAUUUAUACGGAGGAAGGAGUUUAGUCACUGACUGAAAUUCGUUCAUUACUAAUAUUAGAAGGCACCAUUCGUAAGAGGACGUGCUCAUUUUGAAGCUUGUUAGUUCAACGAAUACAAAAAUACAACAAAAUGCAGAAUCCAGAUGCUGAUACUGAGUGGAACGAUGUUCUCCGAUCUAAAGGCAUUAUACCACAAAAAGAAGCAGAAAUAACAGAAGAAGAUAUCGUACAAAUAUUAGAACAAACUGUUCAGGAAAAACAACAUGGUAAAGCUAUGGAAGAUAUGUCUUUAAAGGAACUAGAUAAAAUAGAAGAUGAUUUAGAUGAUGAAGAUGAACGAAUGUUUGAACAGUACAGACGACAGAGAAUAGCAGAAAUGCAAGCUUUUCAGUUGAAAGCCAAAUAUGGUGAUGUAGGGGAGAUAAGUAAGGCUGAUUAUGUUCGAGAAGUUAACGAGGCUGGAGAAGGUGUCUGGGUUAUUUUACACAUUUACAAACAAGGAAUACCAAUAUGUUCACUUAUCAAUCAAUAUUUGACCACAUUAGCCAGAAAGUUUCCAGCAACAAAGUUUUUAAAAAGUAUAUCAAGCGUUUGUAUACCUAAUUACCCCGACAAGAACCUCCCCACCAUAUUUGUAUAUUUUGAAGGAGAUCUGAAGAAGCAAUGGAUAGGACCUUUAGCUUUUGGAGGAAUGAAUUUAAAACAGAAUGAUUUAGAAUGGAUGUUAGCACAAACGGGUGCCAUACAGUCCGAUGUAGAAGAACCAGUUAAACCAGUUAUUAAAGAUGUUAUGAAUAUUGCCAUUAGACAGAGCAAUAUUAACGAUGACAGUGAGGAUGAUGAUGAUUGAUAAUAAAAUUUUAAUUUUUUAUUUAUUUUAUAUAAAAAAACAACCUUG